AUGAAGAUUGAUAUUGGAGCCAUUGCGCUCCUCGCGUCAAUGGUAGUGCCAUUCACUGGCACCACAGCCUUCCUCCUUCCGACCAUGCAACAUACCAACCAAAUGAGUACUUUGAGCAAAGCUUCCUACAAUAGCUUUUCUCUUGCUCCAUUGUGCGCUGCUGCAGAUGAGGACGAGGAAGAAAAGAAGGAAAAUCCUUAUGCUGAUCCCAACUAUCCUGAUUUGGAAUUUGUCAACUACGACGAUCCCGAAUACCAAGUGGAUCAAGGAGUGGGCAACGAAUUCUUUGAUGCAGAUUCCACCGAGGCUCAAGUUGAGGCCAUGCGGGAAGAGAGAAGAAUGCGGAAUGAUGAGUUUCAGUUUGAAACAUAUUACCAGGAUGUCCUACGAAAUGGCGCAGAAUUCAAGGGCGAGUGGACCGUUUUUCAAACUUCCACCUUUUUGCCGGAAACCAAUGGAAAAGCGGAAUUUCCAAAGUUGAAGAAACUUGGAGAACCUUUCAAGGUUUACAGCAAGGGAGAACGAAUUGAAGUGAAGGGGGACGGGGAUGCUGAAUUUCGACUAGAAAAUGCACGACUUUUGCACACUGAGCGCUUGUUUGUAGACUCAUCCUCUGAUUCUGGAUCAGUCAGUGACGACAUCAAGGCAGUACAAGAAGAAAUUGUUAAUGCUCAGUAUGCACCCCACGAAAUGAAGUCGGGAGAUUUCCGAGGACAACAAGGAAACAUGUGCGUCGGCAACGGAUUCACUAUUGCGACUGCAACUAGUUUGAAGGAUGGACAACCAGCUGGCGAAGGCCCUUAUGGAGAAUAUCGUACCGAAUUGGGAGUUCAAAAUGAGGAACUAAGGUUCCGCGUCAAGUUGGAGUAUGCUGUACGAAAGGUAGAAAAGGAUUCCAUGGAAAUGCCACCACUGCAUUUAAAGACCAUGACACUCUGCCGAGAAGCCGAAGGAAUGUGGCCACGAGCGGAAAACUACAAGUCGGCAAUUGAAUCACUAACUGACCGUGUUUUCUUUGGACCUGCUGGUGCUAAUGGAGGCUUGUACGACCCUCCUCCAGUUGGAUCAGAAGAGCAAGCAGGACAAUAUAUGUUGUUGGAUUUGGAAGGUGGUGCGUCACUGCUGGUACCCUACAAGAUGGAUCAAGAUCCAAUGGUUCAUGAAGAUAUGGGUUGGGUCACCAGUUUUGAUUGGUCACCAGGUCCCAUUCGGUUUCAAGUGGAUCGAAAGAUUAAUGGGGGUAGUGGAAUCCUUGGACUGCGAACCUUGGAGUUGAGUGAGGUGCAAGCGGCAGAUGCGGACACUUACCGUCCAAAAGAUGGAGGUGCCAACAUGCGACAAUAA
Cylindrotheca closterium is the source of this 1344-nucleotide messenger RNA. Lineage: Eukaryota; Bacillariophyta; Bacillariophyceae; Bacillariales; Bacillariaceae. The record is from the annotation of a GenBank genome assembly.